UUAUUACCACCGUCAACAGCAUCCAUUCCAUUCCUCUCGCAGGCGCCGCCGCCACCUUCUCUCUGGACCCCUCCCCCGCCGCCGAUUUCCGGUAGACAAGGCAGAUCCGCCACGUCGGGGGACCGGAUCCACCUGGGGCGGCCGGAAGGCCAGUCGAUCCGCGUCGCUGACGCCGGGAAGCCAGCCCGGGCUCGUCCCCCUCACCUCCGUCGGCGCUCGCUUAGGGUUUGUGCUCCAAGUGCCGUGGCACGUUUGAUCUGCUGCAUCCACUCCACUGUCCAGCCUUCGCCAUGGAGCAUGCCUGCAUAAACUUCACCACCGUUGCGCGCUCGGUGCGGCUGCUCAAGGUCGACGGCUUCAGCCUUACCGAGAGCAUGGGCAACGACGAUUGCGUCAAAUCCAGAUGGAGUUUCGAUGGGUACGAGUGGGAAGUCCGAAUCUAUCCCGCAACGAACUGCUCCGUAGCAGUGGAGGUUGCCUUUCUCAGCAGACCCCGCAAAGGCAGUGUGAGGGCGGCAAUAGGCUUCCGGAUGGUCGAUCCGAGAGGGAUGAUCAAGCCAUCCAAUGAACUUUGCGUGUCUUGGGUGUUCAGUAAUCCCCAAGAAUGCUCACCCAAAAAGGUUGUCGCGGGAAGACGUGAGCUGGGAGCAUCGGGUUUUGUCAGGGCUGAUUCUUUCACAAUGCAGUGCACCAUUACCGUUCUCAAGGAACUGCCUGAUACAGCACCGGAUACGGUCGAAGAAGUGACGGUGCCAUCCUCAAAUCUGCACCGGCACCUCGCUGAUCUCCUGCAGAGCGAGACUGGAGCAGAUGUCACCUUUCUCGUGUCUGGCGAGUCCUUCGCCGCGCAUAAAAACAUACUGGCCGCGAGAUCUCCGGUUUUCAUGGCCCAGUUCUUUGGAGACAUGAAGGAGAAGUGCUCGCAGCGUGUGGAGAUCAGGGACAUGGACCCUGUGGUGUUCAGGGCUCUGCUUCACUUUAUCUACACCGAUGCCGUGGCGGAACUCGAUGAGAAGGAUGAGGCGGCGACGGUGAUAGCACAGCACCUACUUGCGGCGGCUGAUAGGUAUGGACUGGAUAGGCUCAAGCUGAUCUGCGAAGGCAAGCUCUCCGGUGGCAUCGAUGUUGACACGGUUGCAACAACUCUGGCUUUAGCAGAGCAGCAUGAUUGUCCACAGCUCAAGGCCAAGUGUGUCGGGUUCAUCGUUAGAAGUCCUGCAGUUCUUGAUGCUGUGCUGGCGACGGAUGGGUACAAGCACCUGGAGGCAUGCUGCCCAUCGGUGCUGGCCGACCUUCUCAAGUCAAGUCUGCGCAUGGGAGGAAGAAGUGAUGCAUAAAUAGGUGCUACUUGAGGUCCAAAAUAUGAUCGAUGCAUAGUCUCUGUUUGUGUUUGUGAUGUAUGUAUGUCUAGUUAACUUGUCCAAUGAACUGAAGCUCUGUUAGGUUAUUGUAUGUCUGCUUGUUAUGCAUGCACAUGUCUAGUAGCAAAUUGUGUUCCCCUGACUUUUGUUACGUGCAACAUUACUACUUUCCGUUCCUGUUCACUGUGAUGUAGUAAUUUAGUGCUAAAUGGUUCCAGAUUU
Messenger RNA from Lolium perenne, 1583 nucleotides. RefSeq names its product BTB/POZ and MATH domain-containing protein 1. Lineage: Eukaryota; Viridiplantae; Streptophyta; Magnoliopsida; Poales; Poaceae. Gene Ontology annotation, molecular function: protein binding. Gene Ontology annotation, biological process: protein ubiquitination. The record is from RefSeq and is a predicted model, not a curated record.